Molecule: messenger RNA, 1160 nt
Organism: Melitaea cinxia (Glanville fritillary)
Lineage: Eukaryota; Metazoa; Arthropoda; Insecta; Lepidoptera; Nymphalidae
Exons: 3
Coding region: 1-819 (272 amino acids)
Molecular function (GO): sequence-specific DNA binding
Source: RefSeq, a predicted model, not a curated record
AUGACGAGGCAAACUGACAAUCUUGAUUCCUUAAGCGAUGCAGCGGGAGACGAGUGGGGUGUGGCGGGUGUGGGGCGAGGGUGGGGGGUGGGAGAGAGUGUGAGCGGGUGUGGAGGGGGUGCGCGCCCGGCGGCUGCCUCAGUCGGCCGGGAGCGCGCGAAGGAGCGCGGCGCGGCCGUGAUGGUCAACACGAGUUGCGCCGUGUUCCGCUGCGGCUCGACAUCUCACAAGCACAAGGGCAUCAGGUUCCACCAGUUCCCAAGAGAUGAGAGAUGCCCUGCAUGGAUCAAUGCUUGCAAGAGAGAGGAUUUAAAGGGCAAAGAUGCUGAACAGCUUAAGCAUAUGCAUAUAUGCAGCUUGCAUUUCGAGCAGCGCAUGUACGGGAAACAGCUGUUGAAGAAAUCUGCUGUACCAACCUUAAACCUCCCAGCCACUCUGACGCACACCAUCGGAACCCAGACCGAAACCUUCGACCCCUCAGUAUUACAGGUUUGUGCGCAACAGGGCGUACAAGUGUGCACGAGCCAGGGCGUGCAGACUGAUGAUGAGAUCUUCUAUGUAAUGUCCGAACAUGAAAUGGCGCCCGAAGUUUCUGGCAACCCAUACUACUACGACAAUAACCAGAGGAAUUACUACGUGAAAGACGACCAUCGCAACGGUGUAAACGAGAUAAACGGUCUCGCAGAUAACUCCAACUAUAUAACGAUCGAGCAGUUUCUGUCCGGAUGCGACGCCUUCUUGCCGGACGGUCUGAACGCUCUCAUCAAAUCUCAUAUUACCCUCUCCUUGGAAUAUAACGACCACAAUUUACUGCCAUAGACUGCGGUCUUAACCUUUCGAAAACGGUGGUUGUAACUCAAUGUACUGUCAAUCCAUUUUUGAUCAAAUGUUGAAAAAUAAAUUAUUUUUAAUUGUAAUUUAAAAGGUGUACGUUAUCCAAUAAUGAAUUGUUCAUUGUAUCAACGAAUUUUUCUUAAGCGUACCUUAUUGUAGUUACUAUUACUAUAACGUUACCUAUUAUUACCUAUUUAUUUUAGAUUUACUUGUAAUUAAUAUAACUAUACCUAUUGUUAGUGUUUACGAUCUCCUAGUGUUGAAAGAAUUAUCAUGUUUCCAAUAAACACUGAUCUCAUUAUUUUAAUAAAACAUUGAUCUCUGGA